UCAGGUCACAUUAUGAGAACCUCCUUUACCUAAUGGGAGAUUUGUAAGCCACGAAAACCACGAACAGGAUCAUGCGAUAAAUCGGAACAAGGCCAACCACCUUCAGGGGGAAAAGUCCGUGGAAACGCCAAACCACACCACGCAGCUCCAAGAUGAGUUUAAAUGGAGAUUUUGUAGAGCAUGAAGUGUUAACUAAGGGAGUUGAGCACAAUAAGGGAGUAAAGCCGGCACCAGAAUUGUUUAACCUAAAAUUCGUUAGGUGACGAAUAUGCUAAUUUAAAUCACGAAAUGUAUUGCUGCUGAACUAUAACUAAUAGCUUGCGGUUCAUCCGUAAUGGUUACUCAUGGAAAUGUGGUUCAUCAGUUAAGGACAAGCGACAUGUUGUGAGGUUGAAGAUGGACUGGGUUAAGUGGCUAAGUUAGCUUUCAAUGACCAGCCAUGCUAACAGCUGAUGAAGUCGCUCACCUGGGGAAACUUAAAGAGUCAGUCACUCACCGAAACAAAUGGUGUUUCGUCUUUCCCCCAGGUAUCACCAUGCAUCUUGUAAAGACGUCCGAAAUAAAGAUGUGAAAGUUGGAAAAUCCAUGAGCUAGGCUUGAGUAAACUUCAGUCCUGGGAAGGCAUUGGUUAGCUUAGCAAAUGCUAGCUAGGAAGUGUGGUGUGGCCGGCUGCCGGUCCUGGUGUCAUCCGGACGGAGGCCUUGAUCCUCGGGCUUUCCUCGUUUUUCUAGGUGCUGACGCACGACCGAAACAGCCGCUGAUGACCCCUUAUUCCCGCUGUCAACUGCUGUCACAUCUCUGAUUUUGUUGCAGGCGUUUGCAAGAGGUUACGGAGCGUUACUGGUGGUUUUACAACGGCACAAGUUCCGUCACCUAAUUGGAGUCCAUUCUCAAAGCGUAGCAAAAGAUCACAACAGAAAUGCGAAUACAAGCGACCCGGAGCGCGUCCCUGUGCUCCCAUUAACCGUGCCACCUUUACAUCCAGACUGACCUGGAUCUUGUCCUCAACUAUAGGUUGCUUUUGAAAAGAAACCAGAGAUUUUUUUCUUUGACCUGUCCAUGAGAUUUCCUCCUGCAAAAAUAGGUGAAAGGGGAGAUGGACGUCACAAUGGCGGUGACCGCCCAAGCCGUCGUUAUCCACCUGUGACCUAUCCACCAGCUGAUGAACAUGAUCUAUUGAUUAUUGCAUGGAGGGAGUACAUAAGCAACCUUGUCAGGGAACUAACUGAGCAACCAAACUACAUUGUGGUACAGGACGCCAUCCAAAAUGCACCAGACAACAAUGACAACAAUGUUGUGUUUUUUAUUAUCGUUGAGCAAGACGAUGAAGAAAAUGCCCUGGAUGGGGAACACAUUGUAAACAAUGAUAAUGUUGGACAAGAUGGGAACAACCUGCAGCACAGCAAUGAAAAUGAGGAUGAAAAUGAGGAGUAUGUGAGUAUUGAUAACGAUGUUGCUGACAUCUAUGGUAAUAUCUCAAAUGAGGAAAAUGCAGGAAACAGACAAGACAACUAUGAAGUGGACUAUAUUGCAAAUGACGUCAGUAACAGCCAUGACUCUGACAACGUCUCCAAUAGCGCACCAUAUGAUGACAGCAUAAAUAGUACAAAUGCAGAGGAUUUGUCAGGUGAAGUUGCUGUACCUGAGGAGGAGCUGAGUUUAAGUGGAGAAGAAGAUCCAUUGCUUGGUGGCUUGGCAGUGAGAACACAAGAUGGGAGUGUAAGGACAGUGAAAAAAUAUUCCUAUGACAUGUCUAACUCUUCUGACAGUAGCAGAGAGAGCGAAAAUCUUGCCUGCUCCCUCCUCAUAUGUGACCUUGAUAAUAAUGUUGGUGAUGAUGUCAAUGAGAAUGAAGUUGAAGCCCAUGACAAUUCACACCUUUUCAUGGCCGAGAACCAUUCAAGUGACGAGGAAGGAGAGUGAAAAGCUUCAAAUGCCAGCAGCAAGGAGCCAACCAGUGUUUUGCGGUUUCAGACUUCUUAAUUUUAUUUUCCCAUUGAAAAUAAAUAAAUAAAUAAAUUCAUGAACAAUGAAAAGCAGCACGCCACAUUCCUCUCAGUGAAGAACAAUGAAAGUUCCCAAUGAGCAACAGUGCAAGAAAGUGGAUGCCGGCGCAACACUCAACAACAUAUUUAUCAAAAGACUGAAAUAGAACAAAAGUUACGAACUGUCAUAUUGAGUAAAUAAGUUAAGUAAUUUAACAUGUUAUCUGGUGGUGAAAGACCACACAGCGGCCUCCUGGAUAG
Messenger RNA from Synchiropus splendidus (mandarinfish), 2246 nucleotides. RefSeq lists its product as uncharacterized. The coding region runs from base 1060 to 1923 and encodes 287 amino acids. The transcript has 3 exons. NCBI's taxonomy places the organism in Eukaryota, Metazoa, Chordata, Actinopteri, Syngnathiformes, Callionymidae. The record is from RefSeq and is a predicted model, not a curated record.